Molecule: messenger RNA, 1765 nt
Organism: Leptopilina heterotoma
Lineage: Eukaryota; Metazoa; Arthropoda; Insecta; Hymenoptera; Figitidae
Gene: r-l
Product: uridine 5'-monophosphate synthase-like
Exons: 3
Coding region: 219-1643 (474 amino acids)
Biological process (GO): 'de novo' pyrimidine nucleobase biosynthetic process; 'de novo' UMP biosynthetic process
Molecular function (GO): orotidine-5'-phosphate decarboxylase activity; orotate phosphoribosyltransferase activity
Source: RefSeq, a predicted model, not a curated record
UCUUACAUGCCCAACAAAUUCGAGAAUGAUAAAAAUAGCUCAACAUCCGGCAUCGUUUAUCAGUAGUUAUUAUUUGUUCAUGUAAUUCGGACAAUUUCGUUGAAUUUUUAUCGAAAAUUAUCUAUCAAAACCAUACUUUUUUACCUUAAAUUCCGCAUCACCAAUCUCAAAAUUUUUCAUUUUACUUGAAGCCAACGAAAAUAAGUAAAUAAUUGAAAAUGGAGCAACAAUUAAAGGAAUUGGCUCUUGAUUUUUUCAACGUGGGUGCUAUUAAAUUCGGCGAAUUCGUGACAAAAGUCGGUUUAUUAACACCUAUUUAUGUGGACUUGAGAGUUUUAAUUGCUCACCCUAAAAUAAUGCAAAAAUUAUCACGAGCUCUAUGGGAAUUAUCAAAUAAUAAGUUAUCAAAUAUAACGCAAAUCUGCGGAGUACCUUAUACAGCCUUACCAAUUGCAACAAUCAUUUCAGUUGAAUCAAACAUUCCAAUGUUGAUUCGGCGAAAAGAAGCAAAAAGUUAUGGGACCAAGAAAUUGAUCGAAGGACAAUUUGAAUCUGGAGAGCACUGUGUAAUUAUAGAAGAUAUUAUUACAAGUGGAAGCAGUGUUCUCGAAACUGCCAAAGAUUUACAAAACGAAGGCUUAAAGGUAACCGAAGCAUUAAUUGUCGUAGACAGAGAGCAAGGCGGACGGCAACAUUUGGAAGACCACGGAAUUAAAGUAUUGAGUCUAUUUACUCUUAGCAAAAUUAUUAAAUACCUCGUGGAAGCUGAGAAAAUUGAUAGAGAUGUCGCAGAAAAAGUUUCAAACUACUUGAAGAAUUCGCAAGCUCCUUUGAAAUUGAAUAAACAAGAGUCAAAUGAAGAGCGUUUGAAGAUGGACUUCGUCACUCGAGCAAAACUAGCGAAAAAUCCGUUAGCGAAAAAACUCUUGUUCCUUAUGGACAGGAAACAGACAACACUGUGUUUAGCAGCUGACUUAACAGACGCGGAAAAAAUUCUCGAAUUAGCCGAAUUAGCAGGAGAACACAUAGCAGUAUUAAAAAUUCACGUCGAUAUUAUAGUGAAUUUCUCUUCUGACUUUAUUACUCGACUUCAAGAGUUAUCGAAAAAAUACAAUUUUCUGAUAAUGGAAGAUAGAAAAUUCGGAGACAUUGGACAUACAGUUUCACUGCAAUAUCGAAAUGGAAUUUAUAAAAUAGCCGAAUGGGCGGACAUUGUAACCGUGCAUCCGCUGCCAGGAAAAGGAGUGAUCGAGGGAUUGAAGCACGGUCUCAAUGAUCUAACAGAAAUUCGCGGUAUUUUCCUUGUGGCAGAAAUGUCUUCUGAAGGAGCACUAACAACCGGAAAUUAUCUUUCUCAAGCUGUCUCCUUGUCAGAGGAUAUUAGUUUGGUAUCUGGCGUUGUUUGCCAGUCAAAUAUUUUUUCAGACCCUGGAUUAAUUCAACUCACUCCUGGAGUGAAAUUAGAAAAAUCCGGAGAUAACUUGGGACAAAAGUACAAUACUCCAGAGGAUGUUGUGAACUCUGGAGCAGAUUUGGCUGUUGUUGGCAGAGGAAUCACUGAAGCAUCUGAUAAACUUAGCGCUGUGAUUGAAUACAAAAGACAGUUGUGGGAUGCUUAUGAAAAGAGAAUCGUUAAACAAUAAGUCAACAGUUCCUCAACGAUUAAUAAGUCAUUGAUAUUUGUACAUACAAGCGACAAAUGCUUAUUUUUUUAAGCCAAAAACUUUUAUAUUAAAUGAAAUAAAACACUUAUUCUCUUAUAAAA